Molecule: messenger RNA, 3324 nt
Organism: Austrofundulus limnaeus
Lineage: Eukaryota; Metazoa; Chordata; Actinopteri; Cyprinodontiformes; Rivulidae
Gene: hyal2b
Product: hyaluronidase 2b
Exons: 4
Coding region: 202-1626 (474 amino acids)
Biological process (GO): carbohydrate metabolic process; hyaluronan catabolic process
Cellular component (GO): cytoplasmic vesicle
Molecular function (GO): hyaluronoglucuronidase activity; hyalurononglucosaminidase activity
Source: RefSeq, a predicted model, not a curated record
CCUGCUAUGUGGCUGCUAACAACGCUAACACGGUUUGUCAAGCAGCAGAUGUUUMAUAACAGUGGAAAUGGAUUAAGCGAGAAGCGAGUGGUCUUUUUCUCAUGGCUGGGCAGUGGAAAUUUAACUUAUCUGACGGUUUUACUCCUUAUUUUUGGCGACAAAAGAACAGAGAUAUAGGAGUGAAGGUGAGCAGUGUCUGCCAUGAUGGAGGCGGUAUUCCACCUCACCACAGCUGUCCAGCUGUUCUGGUUGUUCCUGACUCUGUUCACACGGUGGACUGUCGUGUGCUCAGCAGAUUCAAAGCAGACAAGAUGGCCUUUAUAUUCCCAGAAGCCAGUUCUUCUUGUGUGGAACGCUCCAACACAGGAAUGUGGGACACGACAUGGUGUUACUUUCUCUUUAAAACAGUUUGACAUUGUGGCCACCCCCAAUGAGGGCUUUGUCCGCCAGAAUCUCACAAUGUUCUAUAAGGAACGCCUUGGAUUGUAUCCCUAUUAUGAGCCUGGAGGCACUGCAGUGAAUGGAGGCCUUCCACAGCUUGCCAGUCUCACGCAGCAUUAUGAAAAGAUGCCUGCAGGAUUAGACAAGUACAUACCAAACCCUAAGGCAAAAGGUUUGUCUGUUAUUGACUGGGAGGACUGGCGUCCAUUGUGGAUCCGAAACUGGGACUCCAAAGAUAUAUACAGAAGUAAAUCGCGUGAACUGGUAGCCAAAAAGAACCCUAAAUGGACCCCAGAUCAAGUGAUGAAAGUCGCACAACAGGAAUUUGAGCUGUCGGCUCGCAAGUUCAUGCAGGAGACCCUGAAACUUGCCAAGAAUCUGAGACCAAAUCAGCUGUGGGGCUUCUACCUGUUUCCAGAUUGUUACAACCAUGACUACAAAGCUGGGCUGAAAAACUACACAGGCCGCUGUCCUCCUGUGGAGGUGAACCGCAACAAUCAGCUGGACUGGUUGUGGAUGGAGUGCACAGCAUUCUUCCCGUCAAUAUACAUGGGUUCCGUUCUGAAAUCUACAGAUUACGGCCGCCUGUUUGUUCGGAACAGGUUGCAGGAGGCGAUGCGCCUCGCGUCUGUUGGCGGUGGAUUAGCGCGUCCUGUUUUUGUUUAUACUCGACCAACUUACAACAGUGAGAUGACCCUUUUGACUGAGACAGAUUUGGUGUACACCAUUGGUGAGAGUGUUGCACUUGGAGCUGCAGGUGUAAUCUUAUGGGGAGACACUUCCUACGCGAGCAAUACCAGCUGCACCACCCUGAAUAAGUAUCUUAUGGGACCUUUGGGGCGCUACCUCCUCAACGUGACCAAGGCAGCGGAGCAGUGCAGCCAGGUGCUGUGUAAAUUCCACGGCCGCUGUCAGCGCAAAGUAGUGGACAGCGAUGUGUAUCUUCACCUCAGUGCGUCGACACACAGGAUUACGAGUCAGAACGGCCAGUUCMAGGUGACAGGAAAGCCUGGCCAAGCCGAGCUGCUUGUUUUCCGUAAACAUUUCAAGUGCCAGUGCUACACUGGGUAUAAAGGUGACGGCUGUGAGCAGAAAGAAAAAGGGCAGAAUAGAGCCCCUUCUGUUUUGGGAACGUGGCCUCUCUGCCUUUUACUCCCACUUGGACUUCUGCUUGUGCUUCACUAAGAAUACCAAAAAAAUGCAAAGCUUUUUUCUUCUGCUUCUGCCAGCACUGAAAGGAAAAGUUCAGACUUUUGGGCUUAAAUGUAGGAAGUAACUUUGCAAUGAAAUUAGUGUUGCUUUGGCAGCAUCAGGUUUAAAGAUCUGGAUUUAAAGAGUCUGUGUAACAGACAGUUUUCUGUCAGCACACAAGUAUUGACCAAUCACUAUUUUAUACAACAAACUGCACGUUGGGUUUACUGGAAAGUUAUACUGGAAAUAAUAUCUCCUCAUAUCUAUUGAUGGGUUUUUUUGUAUUUAUUUCCUUAUGGUAAACACAAAAAUAGCACAACAGAAACCUUAAAAACUGGAAAGAUAUUUAUGUCCUUGUUGGUGCAUCACACCAAAUAGUAGUUUUUAGGUUUCUUGCUCACAACAGUGGCCUAAAGCAGCGUUAGUGUUUUUGUGGAUGGAUCAACCUUUAAAGGGUGCCAGAGCAUUACAAAUUUAAACAAUGCAUCAUGCCAUAAGAUUAUUAUUAAUCAUGCAGCCUUAAAUCUCUUAUCUUUUGCUUGUGAAAAUAAGAGUGGACCUUUCUGUAUUUAAUUCAGGUWUGUGCCUUAGUGGGGCUACAAAGGGCUCUUUUUUCUACAGUUUUUACAGGCUUUUUUCAGUACUAUAUAGCUCAGUUUAUUACAAUAACCUCACAUUAAUACCUAACAUUUUUUUGUAUUAUAUGAACUGUACAUAAAGUAAAUUACAGCUGGAUAAAAAAAAGGUAAAUGUUUACUUUCAUACUAAUAUUCUCUAAUUUUACUGUGAAAAAAAAUAGUAAUUUCAAAAGUUUCCGUUAUUGAUGUUCAGGUAAUAUCACAUCAGURUUUUAUAUUUAAUCUCUGUGAAUUUUAAUUUCAUGUGUCCAAUAGUGUUCAAAAAUAUUUCAUGUUCAAAUUUUGUUUUAGUCUUGAAAUACCAAAGGUCCAUUUAUCAGUAAUGCAUUUUUUUCUCAUUUUGUACUAUUUGCUUUUUUAAAUUACUAGCAAUAGCAUUUUGAAAAUAUAAGUGUUUAAAUUAAAAGUAUUAGUAGUUGACUGAAAACUCAAAGGAUAAAAACCUGUUUUAUUUUGACAGGGUUUCUGGUGAUGACACUGCUGAUUACAAUUAUUAAGGUACAUUUCAGAAUUCAUUUUACUACCUGAGCAGUUUAAUUUCUAAAGAGCAUCUAGUAAAUGAGGGCCUUAGUAGGAAUUUUGAUAAGUGAUAUAUUUUGAGAAAUUGUUUUAGUUGUAUAAUAUUCAUCUUGUUCAUUUUCCUGCACUUUAAAUACUUUUCUCUUGAAGUGGAUUGUGCAUUAUUACAUGUUGCUGUUUUGGAAAGGUGAACCUCUUCCCAUAAUACCAAAACUUGUAAAAGAUGACACACACAGUGUAGUGUGUUAUGUUUGCAAUAUAUUCCACUGUGAAUCUUGUCAAAAAAGAAAUUAGUAUAAUUGCUGUACUCUUCUUUCAGUUCUUAUCAGGUGAUAGACAUACUUUGUCUUAAUGCAUACUGUAGRCAACAAAUUUUCCUACUUCUCUGUUUUAGAAGCAGCUUUAAGUUGUUUUGUGUUGCCAAAAUGUAUUGUUCUUGUUCCAAACUAUCUGCCAAAAUGUGUUUGUAUCUUUAUUGUUUCAUAUUUACAAUGUACGUUAGAGACUGUUAUUAAUAAAUGAGUUUUUUAUAUAA